Messenger RNA from Cryptococcus wingfieldii CBS 7118, 405 nucleotides. RefSeq lists its product as hypothetical. Lineage: Eukaryota; Fungi; Basidiomycota; Tremellomycetes; Tremellales; Cryptococcaceae. The record is from RefSeq and is a predicted model, not a curated record. Bases 1 to 405 code for a protein of 134 amino acids. The transcript is spliced from 2 exons.
AUGGAGAGGUGGAAUGCAAGAAGACAAGACGAAGAAGAGGAAGAGGAGGUGCUUGACGACGGGGACGUUGCCGAUGUUGUACAUAUUCGAGUAAUUGAAAAUGACGGUAUUGUUCCAAAGGCCCAGCAAGAGUAUGAAACUGAGUGGUCAAAUCGUCAAAGCAGAAACGUAGGCUGGGAUGGUCUUGGAGUCUUGGUUGGAGGACGUGCUGCUAUGUAUGCUAGUAGCGGCAAUGAAGUCGAUGCCUUUGGCGUCAGCGAGAAGUCAAAGGGGUACUUGGCCUUCCGAGCUUCUGGCGUCUGGUGUGUCGGGAGACAUGGCGUGGGUCUGAAAGAGAGGAAGAAGCGCGUCGCAUCGUCCACUGUUGGGAUGUACGGCGGCCCCUGCUCUCACCCUGUCAUGUAG